Amphibalanus amphitrite is the source of this 2101-nucleotide messenger RNA. RefSeq names its product integrin beta-3-like. Gene Ontology annotation, cellular component: cell surface; focal adhesion; integrin complex. Gene Ontology annotation, biological process: integrin-mediated signaling pathway; cell adhesion mediated by integrin; cell-matrix adhesion. The transcript is spliced from 11 exons. Gene Ontology annotation, molecular function: integrin binding. The annotation marks the transcript as partial. The record is from RefSeq and is a predicted model, not a curated record. NCBI's taxonomy places the organism in Eukaryota, Metazoa, Arthropoda, Thecostraca, Balanomorpha, Balanidae.
AGUUCAAAUCGGUGCUCUGGCCUGCUAUCAGGGGCCGCCGAUAACGCUACGCCGGCCGGGUGGCACCGACGCCGGACAACACGUGCUGUUCAGUCGACAGAGGAUCGGGCUCCUCCCGACCGGUACCGGCCGGCGGACACGGCGUGGCGUGCUUGAACGCGCUGGUUAGGAAGUGGAAGUGAAGCGCGGCUUCAGUGACCGUGUCUGAAGGCGUAUGAGUGACGGCUAAGGACGAGACGAGGUGACCUGCCUGAACACUGUGAACAGUGCACAGUGCAAUCGAUGUGAGCACAGUGAUCAGUGCACACUGACACAGUGGCUGACUCAUAAGAAGUGUACUGGGCUAGCUUCAAUGCUAAUGCUCCUGCUCCCCCAAAGCUGAUCUUAGCGGAUCAAUUUGAGGUCCCGGUUUCUGGUUUUAUAUUACCAAUUGCCGUUCUGUAGCAGCUUCGGCAAUAAUGAGGCGCCCUAUCAUCCUAGCGGCCGGGUUACUGGCUCUAUCGUCUCUCUUUCAGCCAGGCGGCGCCGAGACCACCGCCAGCUGCAAGGGUCAGCAGAGCUGCACUGCCUGCCUGACAGCCCACUCAGACUGUGCCUGGUGCAAAACGGAACGAUCGGAGGGCUUUCCGUACGACCACUGCGACCUGAGCGCGGUGAUUGCGCGCCUGUGCCCGCCUCCCGACAUCGUGUUCCCCCGGUCCAGUGUGGAGGCGGUGAAGAACACGUCGCUGUCGGAGCAGCAGUCGCCCAGCCAGCCGGUACAGGUGGCGCCGCAGCACCUGCGGCUCAAACUCAGACCGCACGAGCGGAAGGAGUUCGAGGUGAAGUUUCGCCAGGUGGCUGACUACCCGCUGGACUUGUACUACCUGAUGGACCUCACCGUCUCCAUGCGCGAGGAUAAGGAAACACUCGUGGCCCUCGGUGAGGACAUGACCAUCCUGCUGCGGCGGCUGACGAAGAACUUCCGCCUGGGCUUCGGCAGCUUCGUGGAUAAGCCCGUGAUGCCGUACGUGUCGCAGGCGGCGGGCACCAAGGAGAACCCGUGCGCCCUGUACAAGGACAUCACUUGCGUGCCCGCCUACGGCUUCCGGAAUCACCUGAACCUUUCCAAUGAAGUGAACCGAUUCACUGAAAAGGUGCGGCAGGCCGAGGUCUCAGCCAACCUGGACGACCUGGAGGGCGGCCUGGAUGCUCUGGUCCAGGUCGCCACGUGCUCUGACGUCAUCGGCUGGAACAAGAAGUCCCGUAAACUCAUCAUCUACACCAGUGACGGCUUAUUUCAUCUGGCCGGGGAGGGCUUGCUGGGCGGAGCUGCCAUGAGGAACGAGCUCGCCUGCAAGCUGUCCGACGACGGCUACUACGAGCGGACCAGAACACACGACUAUCCGUCUGUGGCCGAACUGGACCGGGUGCUCCGCAGGGAAAACAUGAACGUUGUGUUCGCCGUGUUCAGUGACGUGAGGAAGGAGUACGACAAGCUGGCGGAGUUGAUGAAGGCGAGCGUGCAGGUGGAGUCGCUCUUGGAUGACUCCUCCAACAUCCUGUCGGUGAUAAAACGCCAGUACGAGAGCAUCACGUCCAGGAUCGAACUGGUGGACGACUCCGGCGAUGAGAUAGCCAUCCGCUACCGCUCCAGCUGUCUGGACAACGAGCUCAAGCUGCGCAACAACUGCACUGGCAUCAAGACCGGCGACCUGGUCACCUUCUCCAUCGAGGUGGAGGUCCUCGGCUGUCCAAAACAAAAGAACCACACUAUCCACCUGAAGGACGUUCUGACCUCCGAGACAGUGCGAUUGGAUGUAGAGAUCGUCUGUGAAUGCGACUGCGAGCGACCCGAGCUCGUGCAGACCAACAGCCCCAAGUGCAGCGGCGUGGGCGCACUGCAGUGCGGCGUCUGCGACUGCCCCGAUGGAAGGGCCGGCUGGAGCUGCGAGUGCUCCGAGACUCUGAGCGGACAGUCGUGCCUGCCUGACAACUCGACCAGCGGACCCGAGUGUUCCGGACGCGGCGAGUGCGUCUGCGGCAAGUGCGAGUGCCACGCGGGCAGCACGUUCAACAUCACGGGCCAGUUCUGCCAGUGCGACAGCAGACUAUGCGACAG